Messenger RNA from Cucurbita pepo subsp. pepo (vegetable marrow), 743 nucleotides. RefSeq names its product heat stress transcription factor B-2a. Gene Ontology annotation, molecular function: RNA polymerase II cis-regulatory region sequence-specific DNA binding; DNA-binding transcription factor activity. The record is from RefSeq and is a predicted model, not a curated record. NCBI's taxonomy places the organism in Eukaryota, Viridiplantae, Streptophyta, Magnoliopsida, Cucurbitales, Cucurbitaceae. Gene Ontology annotation, cellular component: nucleus. Gene Ontology annotation, biological process: regulation of transcription by RNA polymerase II.
UGGUAGCUUCCUAGCAAAUGGCUGCAGGUGAAGGGCUUAUAAGUUGAGAAGCUGAUCAACUUUGAACAGAUUUUGGGUGUGAAUUUGAUUAUGCAGUCUUCAAAAACCAGAAACCCUGCUCCUUUUCUGUCAAAGACUUAUGAUCUGUUAGAAGAGGCUGGAAGCUUCCAUCUUAAAGCAGCAGAUCAAGAGGAGGAAGAAGAAGAAGAAGAAGAAAAUAGGAUUGUGUCCUGGAAUGCAGAGGGAAAUGGGUUCAUAGUUUGGUCUCCUGCGGAAUUCUCUGAGGUUUUGUUGCCUAAGUACUUCAAGCAUAAUAAUUUCUCUAGCUUCAUUCGCCAGCUUAAUACUUACGGGUUCAAGAAGACGUCGCAAAAGAGGUGGGAAUUCAAGCAUGAGAAGUUUCAGAGGGGCAACAAGCAGAUGCUGGGGGAGAUUGUACGUAAGAAAUGUGAGCCUAGUGUGUUUCCAGCCUUUCUAAGAUCUUCUCAUGAAGGAGCUGAAACAAUGGCGGUUGGUCAGAAGAAUGGCGACCAUCUGCAACUAAUGGAAGAGAACAAGAAUCUAAGAAGACGGAAGCUGGAAUUGCAAGCUCGAAUAGCCCGAUUCAAAGCACUUCAUAUUAGAUUACUGGACUGUCUAGAUCAGUGCAUUAAGAAGUAGCCUACAGAGUUUUGCUAAUUAGAAAAUGGGGUUGGUUGUGAAAAUUUGAGAAAGAAAGUAAUACUUUGGGUUAUGCAUUUGCU